GGAGGGGAGAGGGCGGAGGGCACUGGUAGGACGAUGAGAGCCCGGGGAGAAGCAGCCCCCCCGGAGCGCGGGGCUAGACCAGGGGCCAUUCCGGGACCCCAGGAUCCUGACCUGGAGGAAGGCAGACACUCAACUGCGAGCCCCCGGGCGUCCCCUGUGAUGUGUUUUCCAAAUGUGAAUAACUUCAGUAUUUCCUCAUUGUGGAAACAAUCCACUGUUGGUUGGAGUCUCGAGCCUGUUGCCUUCUAGCCGGGACGGUCCCCCAGCCCUUCAGCCCGUCUGAACUUCUCCUGCCGCCUGCACACGCGCGGCUCCGUAAUCGAGACCGCGGGGCAAGCAGGACCGCCGGGCACGCAGGGAGCAUCAGGGGCCCUUUCCCGCACUGCCUAUCCGUCUGUCCCUCUGUCCAACCGUCCCACAACCCCUCCCUCCUCUUUCCUCGCCCCUCCGGGCACACAUACCUUCACCCUGCAUCGGUAUCCCCCAAAUUCCUCCGUCCGGGGUGCCCUGAGUGUCUCCGCGACUCGUUCAUGGUGCCCCUUUUGGGGAAGCAAGAAGCCCGGCCCCAUCCGUGUCCUUGCAGCGGGACUAAGAAUCACGUGGCCACGAGACAGAUUCACAGGAGAAAAUCCAAUUUCGCAGCGUGCGGACGGGGAGUCCACACAGAUGUGAACGUCCCGGACGGUCGGGCGACAGGAGGCACCCGUGUCAUCUGAACGGAGAAGGGCCGGGGCUCUGGGGCUUCGGAGGGAAGGAACCCACUUUAUGGGGCGACAAGAGGCGGCUGUUUGCGGAUUAGGGGGUCUUCCGCCGUGCAGAUCAAAUGCGUCUCUGCUGAGAACCUCAUUCUGGAAAGGUCCCCCAGUCCAGAUUUUUCUGUGGGGUUAAGGAGGGGGUAGAGUUUCUCCCGAGCCCACGGGGUCUCCGUUGCCGGCAGCUCAAGAAAAUGCUCGCGCCAAGUAGUGCGUUCCUGGGGGUUGGAGUCUGACCCCCUUCACCCCCGACCAAAAGAAAUACCGAAUAGUUCUAUCAAUUAAUUGUUGCUAUUGGGUCCAAACAACUCAGCAGCAGCAGGCUGUGUGGUGUCCAACAGGUGACUCUGUGGCCCCCUGAGAAGUUUAAAAACCCACAAGCGACCUUGCAAGUUGGCUGAGGUUCCUCAGGGUGCCCGGAUGCACCGUUUGGGAACCAUCGCCCGACCACUCUGGGCAAUGCCUUUUCCUCACCUGCAUGUCCCUCAGAGGCUUACCUGUGAGCCGCAGCCGCCACCAUCUGGAGAGGCAACAGGACACACGAUGUCUUCCCAAAAGCAUCAGGUCGGGGGACAGGACCCAGGUGACCUCACCAAAAUGCUCCACUCCCUGACCCUGCAGCAGCCGGAAGGAAGCAGGGCCCAACAGAAGACAAAGGGCCCCGAGCACAGCCUGGCUAGCCAGUAUGAGGAGAAGGUACGCCCCUGUAUCGACCUCAUCGACUCCCUGCGCGCCCUGGGUGUGGAGCAGGACCUGGCCCUGCCCGCCAUCGCCGUCAUCGGGGACCAGAGCUCGGGCAAGAGCUCCGUGCUGGAGGCUCUGUCGGGGGUCGCCCUCCCCAGAGGCAGCGGGAUCGUGACCAGGUGCCCGCUCGUGCUGAAGCUGAAGAGGCAGCCGCAGGAGAGCGCGUGGAAGGGUCGGGUCAUCUACGGCACCAGGGAGGUCCGGCUCCAGGACCCCUCCCAGGUGGAGAAGGAGAUCCUCAAAGCCCAGAACACCUUAGCCGGGGACGGAGUCAGCAUCAGCCAUGAGCUCAUCAGCGUGGACAUCAUCUCCCCCGAGGUUCCGGACCUGACCCUCAUCGACCUCCCCGGCAUCACCAGGGUGCCUGUGGGAAACCAGCCCCAAGACAUCGGGCUGCAGAUCAAGGCACUCAUCAAGAAGUACAUUCAGAGGCAGGAGACAAUCAACUUGGUGGUGGUCCCCUGCAACGUGGACAUCGCCACGACAGAGGCGCUGAGCAUGGCUCAGGAGGUGGACCCCAGAGGAGACAGGACCAUAGGAAUCCUGACCAAACCGGAUCUCGUGGACAAGGGCGCGGAACCCAUAGUCAUGAAAGUGGCUCAGAACCUCACGUACCAUCUGCAGAAGGGCUACAUGAUGGUGCGGUGCCGGGGCCAGGAGGAGAUCACCAACAGGCUGAGCCUGGCCGAGGCAACCAGGAAGGAAACGAUGUUCUUCCAGAAACACCCGCAUUUCAGAGCUCUCCUGCAGGAAGGAAAGGCUACGGUGCCCUGUCUGGCGGAAAGACUGACCAACGAGCUCAUCUUGCACAUCAAUAAAUCACUCCCGCUGCUAGAGGAGCAAAUACGGGAGAGCCACCAGAGGGCCACCGAGGAGCUGCACCAGUGCGGAGACGACACCCCCAGCAACGAGACGGACAGGAUGUUCUUCCUGAUCGACAAAAUCAAGAUGUUUAAUCAGGACAUUGAGAAGCUAACAGAGGGAGAAGAAGUCGUCAAGGAGAAAGAGACCCGCUUAUUUAACAAAAUCCGGGAGGAGUUUGAGAACUGGGUGCUCGUGCUCACAGCCAAUACCCAAAAAGUUAAAAAUAUUAUUCACGAAAAAGUCUCAAUAUACGAGAAGCAGUAUCGCGGCAAGGAGCUUCUGGGCUUUGUCAACUACAAGACGUUCCAGACCAUAGUGCACCAGUACCUAGAACAGCUGGUCGACCCCGCGCUCGCCCUGCUCCAGAAGGCUGUUGAAAUCAUCCGGCAAACGUUCUCCGACACAGCCAAGAAGCAUUUUAGUGGAUUUUCCAACCUUAAUCAAAGAGCCCAGAACAAGAUUGAAGACUUAAAAACGAGACAAGCAGAAAUAGCGGAAAAUCUGAUCCGGCUUCAGUUCCGAAUGGAGCAGCUGGUGUACUGCCAAGACGAGAUUUACAGCGUGGUUCUGAACCAAGUCCGGCAAGAGGUUUUCAACCCAGUGGGAAAGCCCAUGCAGAAUCAUGAGAUGAAAGUGUCUUUCUCAAAAGAUACGUCUUCGAUGUCGUCCAUCACUGAAAUUGGGGUGCACCUGAAUGCAUAUUUCUGGGAAACCAGCAAACGUCUGGCCAACCAGAUCCCAUUCAUAAUUCAGUAUUUCAUACUCCAGGAGAACGGCAGUUGCCUACAGAAAGCCAUGAUGCAGGUCCUACAGGAGAGGGAGAACUACUCCUGGCUGCUUCAAGAGCAGAGCGACAUCGCUGCCAAGAGGAGGUUCCUUAAGGAUAAAAUUUACCGGCUGUCUCAGGCGCAGCGCACGCUCUAUAAUUUCUACGGUUAAAGGGGGCGCGUCUGUGGAGGGGCACGAUGCUUCGGGAUUUUCUCUUCUGUGCAUUCACCUUAAGGAGAGGCGAGAGGUGGCCUCUUGCUUGGAACCAAGCUUUUCUGCUGCCCUCCUGUGUCCGCCUUCUCUGUACUGCGCUUGCGCUCAGCCCAGAGUUUGUAUCUAAAGUUCGCACUCACUUGGGGCUGUCACCUCCGCCAGGAGGUCCUCUCUGAUCUCCCCAAAGAGGUGGCUCUCCAGUCCUUGAGCCCCACACCCCCUGGUCACAGCAUUGUCAACUAUUGCUCUCUUUCUUUGUUAGGUUGUAAGGCCCCAGAGGGGGGAGGUCAGGAUCAUAUUCUUCUGUAUUUCCAGAAUCUUGAAGGGCACCGGCUACACUCUAGUCCCUUAAUACAUGAUCUGUCACUGAACACGUGAAUGAGGAAGCCUCCCGGGUGCUAUGGCUUAAAUCCAGACUUGGGUGGUUUCAGAAGGUGUCCCUUGGCUGGCCGCUCUCAGAGCAAUUCAGCCAGGCCACCUGCUUCCCGGGGUUGACCGUAGCCGUGUUUCCGGCCCCCCAAGGGAAAAAAGCUCGAAUGAUACCAAUUCUAAUGUGGUUUCCUGGCUCCAGGGAGCCCCCGUGUGAAGUCUUAAAGAGAAGGUUAGUAAGGAGAAACAUUUUUUAAAGAGUGUGUUUAUUUGACACAGAGAGAGAGAAAGA
Messenger RNA from Mustela erminea (ermine), 4002 nucleotides. RefSeq names its product MX dynamin like GTPase 2 (gene MX2). NCBI's taxonomy places the organism in Eukaryota, Metazoa, Chordata, Mammalia, Carnivora, Mustelidae. Gene Ontology annotation, cellular component: membrane; cytoplasm; microtubule. Gene Ontology annotation, biological process: defense response to virus. The record is from RefSeq and is a predicted model, not a curated record. The transcript is spliced from 14 exons. The coding region runs from base 1173 to 3299 and encodes 708 amino acids. Gene Ontology annotation, molecular function: GTP binding; microtubule binding; GTPase activity.